UACCUUAUCCUGAAUCUUCUGAUCUACAUCUAUUUGAAAACAGGUUCAUAGUAGAUGAACUUAACUACGAUAGAGAUGAGAUGUCUGCCAAGUGCACAAAUUUGCUAAAUUUAAUGACAGAUGAACAAAAGCAUGUCUAUAAUCAGAUAUUGGAAUCUGUUUUGUCUGACUGUGGUGGUUUUUUCUUUUUAUAUGGAUACGGAGGAAUAGGGAAAACAUUUAUUUGGAACACAUUGUCAGCAUCUCUACGGUCCCGAUGAUUGAUUAUCCUGAAUGUAGCUUCCAGUGGUAUUGCUUCGUUAUUACUACCAGGGGGAGAACUGCUCAUUCAAGAUUGUGUAUUCCACUACAUGUGAAUGAUGUAUCUACAUGUAAUAUUAAACAAGGAAGCUUACGGGCAAAUUUGCUUUUGCAGACUAAUUAUAUGGGAUGAAGCGCCCAUGUUGAACAAGUUUUGUUUUGAAGCCCUGGACAGAACAUUGAGGGAUUUGAUGAGAGCACGAGAUGAAAGCAACGCAGACAAACCAUUUGGUGGCAAAGUGGUAGUGCUUGGAGGUGACUUUAGGCAGAUUCUGCCUGUUAUCCCAAAAGGGUCAAGACAAGAUAUUGUUAAAGCUACCAUCAAUUCAUCUCAAUUAUGGAAGCACUGUAAGGUGUUGAAGUUAACCGCAAAUAUGAGAUUAAGAACUGCUGGAUCCUCAGAAUUUGCAGCAGAUAUAAAGGCCUUUGCUGAUUGGAUUCUUCAGAUUGGCAAUGGUGAAUUUGAAUCAGAUGAGAGUGGAGAAGCUGAUGUAGACAUACCUACUGAUCUGUUAGUUGAGCCAGGUGAUAAUCCUGUUCUUGAUUUGGUUAAUUUUGCAUAUCCAGAUCUCUUGACUAACAUGAAGGAUUACAAGUUUUUUGAAGAGAGAUGCAUAUUGUGUCCGACUCUUGAAUCAGUUCAGAUGAUGAAUGAUUUUAUGCUGAACUUAAUUCCCGGUGAACCAAAAGAGUACUUCAGUUCAAAUACAGCUUGCAGGUCUGAUGCGGAUUCAGAGAUACACUCUGAGUGGUUUACUUCUGAGUUUUUAAAUGAUAUAAAGUGCUCUGGAAUUCCAAAUCACAAGUUGAGUUUGAAGAAAGGGGCUCCAAUAAUGUUAUUGAGAAAUAUAGACCAGUCGGCUGGGUUAUGCAAUGGAACUCGCCUCAUAGUUAAUGAUCUUUCACCGAAUGUUAUUGGUGCCACUGUGUUAACAGGAACUAAUAUUGGUGAAAAAAUAUUCAUUGGAAGAAUGAGUAUGGUGCCUAAUGAUUCGGGCUACCCAUUUAAAUUUGAAAGACGACAAUUCCCAAUUUGUACCUGUUUUGCUAUGACGAUCAACAAAAGUCAGGGACAAUCUUUAUCACAUGUUGGACUCUUCCUUCCUCGACCUGUUUUUACGCAUGGGCAAUUAUAUGUGGCUCUCUCACGGGUGAAAUCAAGAAAGGGUCUCAAAAUUUUAAUUCUAGAUGAAGAACAGAAAGUAAUGAAUUGUACCAAGAAUGUGGUGUACAAAGAAGUGUUUGCAAACAUUUGACUAUUGUGC
Lotus japonicus is the source of this 1565-nucleotide messenger RNA. RefSeq lists its product as uncharacterized. The record is from RefSeq and is a predicted model, not a curated record. Lineage: Eukaryota; Viridiplantae; Streptophyta; Magnoliopsida; Fabales; Fabaceae. Bases 357 to 1556 code for a protein of 399 amino acids. Gene Ontology annotation, molecular function: DNA helicase activity. The transcript has a single exon. Gene Ontology annotation, biological process: DNA repair; telomere maintenance.